This is a messenger RNA of Drosophila kikkawai, 4203 nucleotides long. The record is from RefSeq and is a predicted model, not a curated record. Lineage: Eukaryota; Metazoa; Arthropoda; Insecta; Diptera; Drosophilidae.
AAGUCAACAAAAUAUAUCAAUCAUCUUGAAGUUCCCUGAUAUUGAUAUCUAAUCAAAAGAUAUGGCUGACAUAUUCUCAAACAACUUCGGGGAAACAUUUGAGUGUUUUAGUGAAAAAUAACGCAUGCGUCAGACCAUUAAAAUAAUUCGUUGUUGUUUUUUAAUCUUUUUUUGUUUAAGGGUUAUGGUCAAACAUACAUUUCCUAAAAGUUUUUGGAAAUUACGUGAACUUUACCUUUGUGCGGCCAUAAAAAAACCAAAAAAAAAAAAAACGCUUAUCGGAGAGAACCCCGUAAAGUUCCCUUGGACAAAAACAGUCGUCAACUUUAUGUUAGAUCAAUAAACGAAAUCAAAACCAACGGAGAAGAAAGAAAUCAGGCAAUAACUUCAUUAUGAAAUGCAAUGAAAUACCAGCAUUAAAAGCCAGCGAGGAACAACAAGUAAAGAAGAGGAAAAGUGUGCUGAUAACUGCAAACGAAAAUACGAAGCUAAUCAACUUAAAGCAAAUGAGUAUUCAAUGUACCGAAGUAAAUCGAAAUAAUAGUCGAAGCAUACAUAAUCCGCGACAAUUGCAACCGAACACAACAAAUUUAUAGCCGCAAUUAAAUCCUCGACCAUAAAUCACGGAAUAUGGCCGGGGCAAUCAAAGUGUUUAACCCACACGCAUCGGCAGCCGCAGCCAACGAUUUGAGAUAAAAGAGAGCGCGAACCCCUAACCACGGCCAAUAUAGCAAUUGCCUUAUAUAUCUACAUAUAUCCACAAGGAACUACACACAAGGAUACAUAUCCUUAGGCGACAAUAUGGCCUGCUUUCCCCGACUUUUCCAUCAUCGCAGUAAAAACAAAUUUACCCCCGCCCAAGAUGAGAACACCGAUACGAUACUCAACACACAAGAUAGCCCCGUGCAAAUUGGCCUGUACAUUCGCCGCGAGGAAAAGCCACUGUACUCCCCCAUAGUGACGCCCAGUGCCAGCGAGGCCCAACUGCAACGGCUGAGACAGCAGCCCGCCUCCGUCUCCGUGGGCACCACCGCCUCCGCAUCCCUGCUGGCAUCUCCUUCGCAGCUGCAGCCGGUUGCCGAGAAUGGCAGUGCAAACAAUGGCCUGUUCCUCUCGAACAGGAUCAGGCUGCAGCAGAAGGAGGAGAAUGCGGCCUCUGUCAACGGCAACGCAAUUAAUGUCAAACGCUCAAAUUCAAAAUUAAAACCAGUCAAAGAGCGGCGACCCACCGCCCUGCCCUCCGAGGUGCCUAGCAUCGAAGUGGAAGAGGUCCAGGAGGUGGGUGCUAAUGCACAUGCCUAUGAUGUCGUGGAUGGCGGCAAGUCAAAACUCAAAGUGAAUGAGAAUGGCAUAAUUGAUGAGGGCGGCACCGAUGAUGGUGAUGGGGCCUUCGCCACAACACCUGGCACGGAGACAGAGUCCGAGGCGCCCGUAAAGUUUUUCAUUGGUCACACGCAGGAACUAAGCGCCCACCAAACAGAUGACACCUUGUCCUGCCAGAGCGGUGAUACCAACAACAAUAACAACUGCAGCAAUAGCAGCAGCGAGGCCAAGCUGACAAAUGGUUUCCUGCCACAGGAGCGACGGGAACAGGACAGUAACAGUAACGGCAACAGGAACAAGAGUCUCCACCUCGAGGCUCCGCCCCUUCGUGCCAAGAGCUCUAGCAAUGUGUCACUCAAUUAUCCCCAGGCCAAGAGCCAGCCGGCAGACAGUCACCGUCGUCGACGUGUGUCCACGAUGCCCGAUAUUAACAUACCGCCGGCACCGCCGAUGCCUCCGGAGCUCCUUGUGCCCGGCACACCGCUCCACUUGCGCAAGAAGCGGAGCGUGGAGCGUCCUGCACAGGACGAGCAAGCGGCGAAUGCUGCGAAUAAUCAAGUAAGUAAUGAGAGGGUGAGAGCGGCGGGGGGAGACGAGAGCAAGAGUGGAAAAUCCAGCGAUUCCUCGUCCCCGAAGGCCCAGCGCGUGGAAGGUGGCCUCAUCCAUGUCCGACCGAAUUUCCCCAUUCGAGGCGACAUUGAAAUCGAAUUUAUUGCCAAGGACGAAGUCACACGCAAUCUCAUACGAACGGCCAUUGAGCGCAAUGAUUUCCUCAAUAAUCUAAUGGACAAGGAGCGCAAGGAGAUGGUUAUCAAUGCAAUGGCCCCGGCGAGCUACAAGAAGCACAGCCUCAUCAUCCGGGAGCACGAGGAUGGAUCCGAGAUAUACGUGUCCGCGGAGGGUCAGUACGAUGUUAUCCGGGCGGGUCAGCUCGUGGGUAGCUUUGGUCCCGCAACGGUAUUCGGUGAACUGGCCAUCCUUUACAAUGCCCCCCGCCAGGCCACCAUCAAGGCCUCAACGGAUGCACGCGUCUGGAAAAUUGCCCGCGAAACCUUUAGGGCCAUCAUGCAAAUCUCUGGGUCCAAGGAGCGCGAGGAGAACCUGCAGUUCCUGCGGUCAGCUCCUUUCUUGCAGGAGCUCGACCAGAGUCUGCUGCACAAGGUCGUAGAUCUCCUGCAGAGGAAAUUCUACGAGACCGACACCUGUAUUGUGCGCGAAGGCGAAUUGGGCAACGAGUUCUACAUCAUCCGCUGCGGAACUGUGACCAUAAAGAAGCAGGACGAACAGAAGCUGGAACAGAUUGUGGCCAAGCGGAAGCGGGGCGACUACUUUGGCGAGCAGGCGCUGCUCAAUGCGGACGUGAGGCAGGCCAGUGUGUAUGCCGAUGCCCCGGGUACCGAGGUUCUCGUACUGGACAGAGAAGCCUUCAUUAGCUAUUUGGGCACAAUCAAGCAGCUGCGCGAAAAACCCAGUCAGCGGAGUGACACCAGCGGAAGAAGCAGCAACAAAUCCCUGGAAUUCGAUAACGAAUACUCCCAGGUGGCCAUUUCGGAGCUGAAGAAGAUCGCCACUCUGGGCUGCGGAGCCUUUGGACGCGUCGACCUGGUGUCCUACAACCAGAAGGCAUUGGCCCUGAAGAUAAUCAAGAAAAUCGAGGUGGUCAAGCAGGAUCAAAUAGAGCACGUUUACAACGAGAAGAACGUAAUGAAUAAGUGCCGGCACUCGCCCUUCAUAGUAGAGCUAUAUCGCACGUACCGCAAUGACAAAUACGUUUACUUCCUAAUGGAGGCCUGCAUGGGCGGUGAUGUGUGGACGGUGAUGUCAAAGCGCCAGUACUUCGACGAGAAGACUGCCAAAUUUAUUGCCGGCUGCGUCGUCGAAGCGUUCGACUACCUGCACUCGCACCAGUUCAUCUACAGAGACUUAAAGCCGGAGAACCUGAUGCUGGGCACGGAUGGUUACUGCAAAUUGGUGGACUUUGGGUUUGCCAAGUUUGUGCGACAGAACGAGAAGACCAACACCUUUGCCGGCACCCCAGAGUACGUGGCCCCUGAAAUUAUCCUGGAUCGUGGACAUGAUCGUGCCGUGGACUACUGGGCCCUGGGCAUUCUGAUAUUCGAGCUGCUUGUUGGUAAAACCCCCUUCCGCGGCGUCAAUCAAAUUAAGAUCUACCAGCAAAUCCUCAGUGGCAUUGAUGUCAUACACAUGCCCUCGCGGAUCCCCAAGUCUGCCCAGCACCUGGUCAAGCAUCUCUGCAAGCAGCUGCCGGCGGAGCGGCUGGGUUACCAGCGCAAGGGAAUCGCAGACAUCAAGCGGCACAGCUGGUUCGAGAGCCUGGACUGGCAGCAGCUGAAGACCAAGCAGUUGACUUCCCCCAUUAAGAGACCUCUAAAGAGUUGGAGCGAUCUGCAGUACUUUGGGCCGUCGGGCGUGGAGAAUGACUACGAGCCGCCGGAGGAGUUGAGCGGCUGGGACAAAGACUUUUGAAGGGAUGGAAAUUAUGAAAACUUGGGUAAAUCUUCAGAUAUUAGUUAUAUUAAUCUGGACAUAAGAACUUGGGCCCUUAAAAACCCCGCGUAGCAGCCAUAACAAUCUUGCAUUAAUUGAAAGCUUUGAAAAUACUUUAUUAAGUCUGUACCCAUAUGUUGUUGUAUUUUUUAUUAUAUUGUAAAAAGUUAUAUAUUAGAUAUAGCCAUAAGUUGAAGAUAGCCUAGAUUUUGUAUGCGAUUUACUAAACAUGAACAACUAUACCCUUUAACCAGGCUGAACCAUACCUGUAGUAGAAAAGCAAUUUCGAACUUACGAACUUUUUUAGAAGAAACUUAUAAAUUAUUUGUAAAAGUAUCCUGUAAUAAAUUAACAAUUUAUUAACUGUUUAAA